Messenger RNA from Nannospalax galili (Upper Galilee mountains blind mole rat), 5849 nucleotides. RefSeq names its product beta-1,3-galactosyltransferase 1 (gene B3galt1). The record is from RefSeq and is a predicted model, not a curated record. Gene Ontology annotation, cellular component: membrane. The coding region runs from base 1123 to 2103 and encodes 326 amino acids. NCBI's taxonomy places the organism in Eukaryota, Metazoa, Chordata, Mammalia, Rodentia, Spalacidae. Gene Ontology annotation, molecular function: N-acetyl-beta-D-glucosaminide beta-(1,3)-galactosyltransferase activity. The transcript has 10 exons.
AGUGAUGCUGGCGCCGGGGAUCCGGACAGCGGCAGCGGAGCAGCAGCAUCUUCAGGACUCCGGCUGCAGCGUCCCUGUGGCCCGUGGGCCAGCAGAACGGCCAGAGACCGCGCGUCCCGCGGAUCUGUUAAAGCCACUUCAAGAAUUGCUGAGUCCAGAAUUGGUGGAAGGGUUGUGUGCAAAUACGGACCCUAUCCUGAGAAGAGCGCAGUAUUCAUCAUAGGUGGAAAAUUCCUAGAGCUGGAAGCAAAGAGAGGUGUGUUUAAUUUGCUAGUAACUGGCUGCCUGGACCUGAGAGUCUUGUCCCAUCUUCAGCACUAAGUUUUAUGAGCUUGCCACCCUGAGCUACUGCUGCUUCCCUCCCGACUCCUGAAGGAAUCUAGAGGCAACCACAGGGGAAAAGCUGAGCACGCAGGAUUCUGCAAUAUGCUGAGCAGUAGCUUCUCCUGAAAUGAGUCGCUCAAAUGUCCUCAAACCAAUGGAGACCAUGCUAGAUGCUCUGUGCCUAUAGUGAGAAGAAGGAAUACACAGCACGCUUGGUUCAGCAGCGCCCAAGAAAGAUGAGCAGGCAGAAAGCACAGGCUGAGAACACAGUCUGUGGAAAGCUGACAGGAUCCUUACCUUUGUGUCACUGGCAUCAGGCCCUCAGAGUCUCCCUGACUGGGGAACUGGAUUGUUCCAGACUGGUGCCUGGACGAGACUCACUGAGCAACAUGAAGCUAAGGUCUCAAGUUCCUGUCUAUUCUGUGAACGCUGUGAUGCACCUAUGAUUCCCAGCACCCAAGCUCAGAACCUGAAAAGAGACCAGAACUCUGCAGAUGCUGGGCAGAUUAUAAAAUGAAAUUGAAAACUGAUGACAGUCAAUUAGAGAGACCAAGUUUGAGCAACAGCCAAAGUUAAGAGGAAGAUUUCUGAGACAUGGAGCUUCCAUCAGUUUUGGAAGAAAAUACAAUGAAUGCAAUUUGAUAACACCAGACCAACCCUAAGGCCCAUGGACAACCUCUAGGUCACUCUUGCAAAAAUUUAGAUUUCUGAGUAAUAUGCUGCCAUUGAAAGAUGACAAGAAACUAGUGCCAAAAGGGUGUAUUCCGCAAUACCUGGACUAGACGUGCUCUCAACACAAUGGCUUCGAAGGUCUCCUGCUUGUACGUUUUGACCGUUGUGUGUUGGGCCAGUGCUCUCUGGUACUUGAGCAUAACUCGUCCUACUUCUUCCUAUACUGGCUCAAAGCCAUUCAGCCACCUAGCAGUUAUCAGGAAAAACUCGACCUUUGGUAACAUAAGAACUCGACCUAUAAACCCACAUUCUUUUGAAUUUCUUAUAAAUGAGCCCAACAAAUGUGAGAAAAGCAUUCCUUUCCUUGUGAUUCUUAUCAGCACCACCCACAAGGAAUUUGACGCCCGACAGGCAAUCCGGGAGACGUGGGGGGAUGAGAACAACUUUAAAGGGAUCAAGAUAGUCACGCUUUUCCUCCUGGGCAAGAAUGCUGAUCCAGUUCUGAAUCAGAUGGUGGAACAAGAAAGCCAGAUUUUCCAUGACAUCAUUGUAGAGGACUUCAUCGACUCCUACCACAACCUGACCCUCAAAACGUUGAUGGGGAUGAGGUGGGUAGCCACUUUCUGCUCAAAAGCCAAGUAUGUCAUGAAAACAGACAGUGACAUUUUUGUAAACAUGGACAACCUUAUUUAUAAACUCCUGAAACCCUCCACCAAACCAAGAAGAAGAUAUUUUACAGGAUAUGUCAUCAAUGGUGGGCCAAUCCGGGAUGUCCGCAGUAAGUGGUACAUGCCCAGGGAUUUGUACCCUGACAGCAACUACCCGCCAUUCUGUUCAGGGACUGGCUAUAUCUUUUCAGCUGAUGUUGCUGAACUCAUUUACAAGACCUCACUCCACACCAGGCUGCUUCAUCUUGAAGAUGUGUAUGUAGGACUGUGUCUCAGAAAGCUAGGCAUACAUCCUUUUCAGAACAGUGGAUUCAAUCACUGGAAAAUGGCCUAUAGUUUGUGUAGGUACCGCCGUGUUAUCACUGUGCAUCAGAUCUCUCCAGAAGAAAUGCACAGAAUCUGGAAUGACAUGUCAAGCAAGAAGCAUCUCAGAUGUUAGGAUUUUUACUAAUGUAAAUAAGUUUCUUUUUUAAGAAAUGGGGCCUACGGUAUUGGUAUUUUACAGGUGUCACCAAGGGGAAAUGAACCAGUGAAGGGGUUUUGUAGUUUUUGCUUCCUGUUCCUAAUUCCUUUCUUGAAUCACCAAUUUACAAGUGUUAGGUUCUGGUCAGAGAAAUAGUGAGUUAGAAGGGCCAGAUUUCAUUCUCAGGUCUUGAGACAUUGCCCUUCAUCUCAAAAAAUGACUUCUAAACAACUAGUAGCGUUUAUGCACUGUGCAUCUGAGAUAAAAAUCUGGUUCAGGAAAUGGAAACUCACGUUAAUGUCUUCAUGUCAUAUCUGAAAAAAUAAAUAAAUAACUCUUUAAAAAAUAAGUCAGAAAUGGUAUACAGGAAGAUACAUUGAAUAUGAUUAGUGAUAGUAUGUGUUGUUGUUAUAUUGAAUUUUUACAUAUAUUGCCAUGUAAGAUGUGCAGAAUUUGUGUUUCCACCAAGAAUUGAAUUUACCAGGGAGACUGUGGUAAAAAUAGAUGUGAAUUUAAGCUUGAAAAUCAAAUAUUCUGUAUGUUAAGAAAACAACUCUGCUUAUACUUCCAAGGAUUAAACCUGAUCAGUGGGUGGGUAGAAUGUAUAUAAAAUGCUACUUCAAGUAAACAAAGCAACUUUUUUUUUUUUUGCUCUUUCAAAACAAACAUUACAUGGUGCCUCCAAGGAGACUGCCAAAUGUAAUAAUCUCACCUGCUUCCUUCCACGGAAUGUCUCUAAGUGCAUUUUACAGUUUUGGAAUCUGGCGGGCACAUGUCUCCGUGUAUAGAAAACAAGUUGGUAGGAGACCCAAAAACAAUAAAUUACAACUGAGAAAAUGCAAAUUUAGAUAUACAUUAUAAUAACAUACAUAAGCCUAGCUGUAGUAUGCAAUGCCCCUCUCACACAUUUGCAAAGCGGGUGAGAAAAUCUUUAAGAGGCACCAAUAUUAUUGAAAGAUUUGACCCUGCUAUCAAUGAUGUAAUACUCUAACAUCUGAAAUAUCCCAGUACCUUUAGCAGCAAAACUGUUCUGAGGUAUUCUGAGAGCUCUGUCACGAAGAUUCAUAGGAAGAAAAAGUGUGGAAGCCCGAAUUCAGAUCUUACUGAUGCCACCAAACUUGCAUGGACAUAAGAACAGGCCACUUAAUUUUGAUGUACUUCUGUAUGCUCAUUGUAAAAUGGCUGAAAAAUAUAUCUACCUCACAGGUACUGUGAGAGAAAAUCACAUUUGCUAAUAAGCAUUUUGAGAUCCUUAGUUUAAAAGGUGCUAUGUAAUGCCAUGUGUCAUGCAUUAAGCUAAAUGCUAAAAUGAUUACAGUAAUUAUAAUGAUGGUGAUCAGUUGUAGUAACGUCAUCUUAAUAUAACAAUCUACCAAAAUAAAGAUCAACUGUGAACUAUCAGUGUACCUAAUUCUUCCAAGCCUUUGAUGUUUCAUGGCUGUAAGUUAGUUGUGUGAAGAAGCCCCAGCCUCUCUGACAUGUCUCCAGUUUCACUGAUCGCGCUGUCACUUCCAUGCGUUGCCUUGGUAUUCCAAGGUGCUGAUAGUGAAGUCAGCGGCUUGGCUUCAGGGAGGAGCUUUGCACAUGCUUUACAAAAUGCAUCCACAUAACUUAGAUCUUAGGAAAAAUUUGUCCUGAAUUAUUAAAAGCCUGGAGGAUAGGUAGAGCCAGUCAGCUCCAUCAGAAGAAGAAUAAACACUCAGCAAAUCUACAUGUUGCACACCCACCAUUCAUUAGAAAACUCCCUGCUCUCAUUCAUAGAAAAGCCCACAACUGAAAGAACAUUCCACUUUCUCUAUUUUGUUUUAUCUAUUUUAUUUGAACCCGAACUCUGGGUGCCCCCAUAGUUGAUAGUGAUAGACAGAAGGAAUAAAUGGUAUCAUGGUUCAUUACAUGAAAAUGCUGGCUCUCUCACCCCUAUGUACUCAAUACGAGGCAGGAUUUCCCAUCCUUUAAUGUGAUGAUUUUGAUCACUAAACAGUGGCUAAGUGGCCUGGGAAGAGAUGACACAGGACAAGGUGAGCCACCCUCCCACCAUUCCAGCCUCAACUGCUGUGAACUCCAAUCACCGGGAAAGUCUCAAUGUCAUGCCUCAUUCGCCUCCCAGUUGUACAGCUAAACAUAGUCUCUGCCUCUUGCUACAGUCUUGCAUCUAUCUACUCCACGCUCAGUCAAGCCACUUUUGAUGUCAAUGAAAUGUACAUUAUAAUAACCAUGCCUGUACAUCUAUAAACUGCUUUGUAUGUGUGUAUAGAGUACAAAAAGAGCCCUAAUCUUGAAAAGCAGCAAAAAUCAGAAAAUCACAUCUUAAAAAUCUAUUUCCUAACUUUUUUGUUACACAGUGCCCAUAUGACAAACAUGUAAAUAGCCAUCAGAGAUCACGUGUAUAUAUUUUAAAGGCAUUUUUUUUCCUCACCCCCAACUGUAUGUACAGCUAGAAUCUGCUUGCUACAUAACAGUUUCUCUGCAUGGAGCUUGGUGAGGCAAGGCCAUUUGUCCAGUAUUUCAAUAGCCUUAAGCAUGUUUGAUCUUUGUUUUUUGAAUGUUCAAAGAAUAUUUGACUAGUCAAGGAAAAGUUUUAAUUUUUGACUUUUGUUAAUUCUAUGACAUAAAACUGGCCAGAUUAUUGUAGUUGUUUGUUAAGCCAUUCUUACCACUUCCUUGACAAAAAAAAAUGAUUCAUAAUGAUGGUAAUAUUCUGGGGCAGGGGAUAUAGUGCCAUGGUAAAGCACUUGUCUAGCAUGCAGAAGGCUCUGGGUUCAGUCCUUCUCAGCACUGCAAUAAUAAUAAUUAUCAUAAGGUUAAAACAGUGAUGACAGUAUUCUCCCAGAAAUCAUUCAAAUAAUUCUUCCUAAGCACUGUCUCCCCACCUAUUUUCUCAUUAUGUACUGGACAACAAUGGAUGUCAAUGAUCAGUGUCUAUAACCUCAAAGUUUCUUAAUGUAUUUCUUAGAGAAACAAAAGCUUUAUUUGGUGCCUAGCUCAUACGGUUCUGGGUCUUCUCAUACUGGAGCAGUUUCAUUAUACAACGAUGUACUUUUAAAUAAACAGAUUCAAAACAUGAAGAUCAUUUUUGAAUUGGAUGAAAUUUGGAAAAACAAAACCCCUGUGUGAAAAGAUAUGGGGUAAACAAACUUCACAGAGAAGACAGAGGGAGUUUUUCAAAUUCUUCUACCAAAAGACAUUGGAAAAUUUAUGUACAGUGUCUGGAAUUCAUUUUCUACCUUUCCUAAUAUGUGGGUUUAGUGGGGGAACUGAUUAUAUCAUUUCUUCUGUAAAGGUGAAGAUACUUUUAUAAACAAAAAGGUACCUUGUGAAUGGAAAAAUUAAUUUACUGGAAAUGCUUGUUGAUGAUAAUUGACAUUUAGGUAUAUUGUUAUAUAUUAAUGACUGCAUUUAUUUAUUUGUUCAAAACUGUAAAUAUGAUUUCACCAAAAGUAAUUGUCUGUAAAAGUGCACUCUCCAGGUUUGUAGUACUAUUUAGGGUUACAUGGGUUGCCAAUCAAGCUGCUAAUCAGAAUACUAUUUUUUGUAUCAGUGUUACAAAAUGUAACAAAUAGAUGAAGCUGUCUUUACAUUCAUUUUCUUCGCCUUCUUGAAAUGUAAACUGUUGAUUGAAAGCACGAUGCUAAUGUACAGGCCCAUCUGUCAAGGUGACAGUUAUGGUUCCAUAAACCUGAUUUUUUAAAACCACUGGGACAAAUAAACAAAAGGAGAACUUA